Messenger RNA from Aspergillus clavatus NRRL 1, 1266 nucleotides. RefSeq lists its product as uncharacterized. The coding region runs from base 1 to 1266 and encodes 421 amino acids. The record is from RefSeq and is a predicted model, not a curated record. The transcript is spliced from 2 exons. Lineage: Eukaryota; Fungi; Ascomycota; Eurotiomycetes; Eurotiales; Aspergillaceae.
AUGGGAUCUUAUAGUGGAUCAAGAUGUCCAGGCCGGUGUGCACCAACCGGCGGCAGCUACAGCUCGACCAACAGCGACGCCUCGGAUCGGUCGAAAAGUACCGCCCCGACGAUCUACAGCGAUAGGCCCACAUCUAAGCGAUACGCAGAGGCGGAUCGUUUCGCCGAGGACCAGGACCCCAAGGACUCCGUCUCAACCUACGCUUCUACGAUCCCAUCGGUCGAUGACGACGACGUACCAGAGGAGCCCCAGUAUGAGGUGGUAGAUCGAAGGCCGGAAAUCUAUGCCACCGAUGCGAUCCCGUCCCAUCCAUCCACGUUUGCAGACUUGUUCCCAUCAUCCCGACGGCUGCUGAUUCGCCACGAUGAUGCGACUCUGGAUGGUAAUAUGAACCUUCGGGUCGACACGCUAGUGCCGCGGAGAGGUGGCUACCAACAAGAUGUAAUCUUAUUCCAUCUCCGCAUGUAUGACCUGUUCUCGAGAAAGUUCUCGUUGCGACGCUACUGCCGGGACUCCGGUCGUGAAGUGUGUCACUCGGAACGGAGGCCGCGGUCAUCCAGUAUUGAUAAGAGACCCAUCCUUCAGCGCUCCUGGAGCAGUGUGUUGGCAGGUUUGCGGCCGGGGUCGAGUGGGAAUGGAUCGAUAACUAGCGCCGAACAUAAGCGCCACGACUCGGGCUACAACUCGAUCAGGGACGGCGAGGGCACAUUAGAUGAUGCAACACCGGACGCCAAGGACGGCCCCAGUCGUCCAGUUGCCCUCGGCGACACCACACUGCUAGAGUUUUCUAAUUAUGCCCAUGUAGAGGUCCGCAGGCGAGGCGCGGGGCUACCCAAACGGUACGACUUUGAAUACUGGUCCACCAAGUACCAGUGGAAGAAGGAAUGCCGGAAAGAAGGAGAUCUGCGCGAAGUAUCAUACCACCUCAUCAACACGAAAACAUCCAAAGUGAUUGCCCACAUUGUUCCCGAGAUCCUGACGCCAAUGGAGGCUGUCGAGGAAGAAAGCAAGGGUGGUUGGGUACCUCCGUCCUCGAUGUGGAUCAGUGACUCCUCCGUGUAUGAGACUAUGCAUGACGUUGCCGAUGUGAUAAUUGCUACAGGGUUAAUCGUUCUCGUCGACGACUGCAUCCGACGGCGAUGGCACUCGAAACGUCAUGCCCAAUCUAACACGCACACGAGGAAACACUCUUUCACCAAAAGUAUCGAGUUCAUGGCACCCAUGCGUCUUAUCGAUGAAGUGUUCCAUCGCCGAGGAUCAGCCUGA